GUGUGGAUUGAAGACGUAGCUCAAACACAGCUUCACCUACUUCGGGCUUCCGACGCUUGUAGCACAGUAGGUUGUUUACCUGCGGCCGUUUCAUUUGGGCAGAAAUAAUAAUGGAAGGACAAGUUUGCAACAUCCAGGUGCUUCUUCGGGCUGCCGAGUUUCUGGAGAGAAGAGAGCGAGAGGCAGAACAUGGAUAUGCUUCAGUCCGGCCUCUCAGUCCAACUCGGUCUGACAGGGGGAGCAAGCAGAAGAGCAAGAAGAUAUCUGCUGGUGGCAAUAGGUCAGUUCACAAUGAGCUGGAAAAAAACCGACGGGCUCAGCUGAGACACUGCCUGGAGCAGCUCAAGAAGCAGGUCCCGCUGUCCUCAGACUCCAUGAGGAACACCACUCUGAACCUGCUGAGACGAGCCCAGCUUCACAUAAAGAAGCUGCAGGAGCAGGAUGAGCGCGCAGAGCAGCUGAAGGACCGUCUGCGCUGGGAGCAGCGAGAGCUGCGGGUUCGGCUGGAGCAGCUGCAGAGGGGAACGGAGAGGAUGAGGAACGACAGCCAGGGGUCGACCAUGUCCUCCGAGAGGUCAGAUUCCGACAGAGAGGACGUGGAGGUUGAUGUGGAGAGCAUCGUGUUUGUGGACUCUGAUGGACUGAGCAUUACGCACACCGGUGCAGACCACUGUUACUCCAGCCUGGAAAAGGCCUGGCUAUGACGGCGGUAAACGUGCGGUAACUAGUUUAAUGUCGCCAAGCGGACAGGAAGAGGAGAAAAACAUUCCAAAAACAAAGGACGGGGGAGUAUGGAUGAAGAAGUUACUGUACAACACAUCUUUUUGGCAUUCUCUUGUCAGAUGUGUCAGCCGAAAAGCUCGUCAUUGGUUAUGAGUGAGAGCUGUCCAUUUGCACUGAACAGCAGUUAAAUUCUCUGGGCUGUGUUGUCACUAUACAUUACACACAUACAGUAUAUUCUAGCAUCAAUCAUUAAUAGUAUUUUCUCCCCAAAGCCAUGAGGUGUCAGACUUCCAAUGAUUCAUGCGGCUCUGUUCAUUCUUUUUUAAGGGCUUUUAAAAAUCAAAAUAAGGGCUUUUAUUCUCACCUUUUAACUUAUUCUUUACUACAGAAUGUCUGUACUGAAUUCUGCCUUAAAUCAGAUUUGGUUUAGUAUGCUAUUCAGCUUUUACUUAGCACUAAGCUUAUAUUUCAGUAUGCCACGUUUAGCAUGCACUUAAACAUUAAUCUGUGCUGUUUUUUUUUUUUUGUUGUGUUUUUGUCCUAUUGUAUAUCUAAGUGCAGUCAUAUACUUUGCUCCUUUUAUUCUAUUGCACAUAAUGUCCAAAUGUUGCACUUGUCUCAAAAAGAUCUGAAAACAGCAAACAGAAGCAGGUCAUAUUUGCACGUUGAUAUCAGGAAAUUCAGUAACAUUGCCAAAUAUGAAUUCGUACACAAUUCAGUCAGAACUUAAAACUGUGAGAGGAGCACUUAGGAGCUGCUUACGGAGGCCUAAUGAUAAUUAAGGUUUCCUAGAAGCGUUUAUCUUCAUUUAUGAAUUAGAUUGUUAAUUAUGCAUUCAACAAAUUCACCAGUCAGGCAGGCAAUUUAUACUUGUAAUGAUAAUGUAGUUGAUGCUGUAUUACAAGUAUUUUUCAUAUUCAUUUCUGUGCAUUUAAUAGGGGGUCGACCUAUAUUUUUUGUUUCUUUUCAGUUGAUAUUAUCAGGACACCAGUAACAGAUAUUUUAAAUUUUAGAUAAACAUAACACUUUGUUGAAAUGACUCUAUGCAUGCUACGGCUACAUAAACUAUGAAUUUGUUAUACUAAAUUGUAUCAAUGGAAAAACAAAAAAAAAAAGGUGAAUUGUUCCUUUUUCAGUGAAACUGGGAAAAUCACUAUGCUUGUAGUCAUAGAAACACAUCAUAGGAUUGCAAUGUUUAUUGCAACUUCUGCAAUAUCUGCUGCUUUAACAUGGAAACACAGCUCUGCUCUGCAGCAGGUCUUUGGAGCUGCUCCAAGCCUGCAGCUGCACUGCUCUGUACCAGUCAGUGUUGACAGGCUGUGAUUUUGUGAGCUGGUUUCAAACACACAUACAGAGGUAGCUGCAUCAGAGCCAGUCUGAUAACUGGUCGACCCCUAGUAUUUAAUAACUUAAGGUGCUCCCCCCCCCGCCCCGCAGUUGACUUUUGUAUAUGCAAGAGGCCUUAUUACUUUAUCUGUCUCUCCACCCAGUAAUAUUAUGUAGCAUUUUGUA
Molecule: messenger RNA, 2235 nt
Organism: Archocentrus centrarchus (flier cichlid)
Lineage: Eukaryota; Metazoa; Chordata; Actinopteri; Cichliformes; Cichlidae
Gene: mxd3
Product: MAX dimerization protein 3
Exons: 6
Coding region: 111-704 (197 amino acids)
Biological process (GO): regulation of transcription by RNA polymerase II
Molecular function (GO): RNA polymerase II cis-regulatory region sequence-specific DNA binding; protein dimerization activity; DNA-binding transcription factor activity, RNA polymerase II-specific
Source: RefSeq, a predicted model, not a curated record